Prunus armeniaca (apricot) is the source of this 684-nucleotide messenger RNA. Lineage: Eukaryota; Viridiplantae; Streptophyta; Magnoliopsida; Rosales; Rosaceae. The record is from the annotation of a GenBank genome assembly.
AUGCCGGAUGCUAUCCUACCGAUCCCUACAUUGCUACCUAUGGCGACUAGACUACCGAAUGGAACCCUACGAUUAAAGGGGAAAGUGCCGAACGGUACCUUAAUGAGUACUCUGGAAGAUAAGCGCGAUCUGCUCUUCAGAAUGCUUCCCCGCCGUUCGCAAUAUCGGGAAUCGCCUAUCCUACCGUUCGAAAUGCCGGAAAUCGUCUGGUUACCGUUAACACUUGUCGGAAAUCGCCUGAUUACCGGAAGCCCUCGUCGGAAAUCGCCUCAAACAGAGCUCUCACUUGUCACUAGAUGCAAAGUGAAUUCGCCUCCGGGGUCAUCCCUAUUUAUAGGGGAAUGGUUGGCAACGGUACUCCUCGAAAAACCAAACGGCGCAUUAAUGCGCCGCGCGCCAUCAUUACUUUCACCACGUGUCGCUCAUCCUGUGGGGAACAGACGGCACGCGAAGCGCGGAAGUCGAAGCGCUCAAACGUCCCCUCACCCGUCAGCUCAACGCGACCUUCUGACUUCACCAACGUCAGCCUCUGAACUAAUAAUGCCGGAAGGGACAAAGUUUAGCCCCUUACCCAAGUUGGACUACCGAACAGUAGGGCCACGGUUCCUUCCGAAGACAACUUCAAAUCCCCUUCCGAGAACUCUCGCCAGGGGACUUGGGGGACUCCUGUUUAUACCAAAAUGA